Messenger RNA from Arachis ipaensis, 2175 nucleotides. Its product is annotated as calcium ion-binding protein. Gene Ontology annotation, cellular component: Golgi apparatus. The record is from RefSeq and is a predicted model, not a curated record. Lineage: Eukaryota; Viridiplantae; Streptophyta; Magnoliopsida; Fabales; Fabaceae.
CCAUUUUUUUAUCUUUAAUGUUAGAUCUAUAAAGAUCUGAUUUUGAGCUUAAGAAGAAGACACAGCUCAUGAAGGCAAGGGACCUUGACCUUAUGCGUGUGAGUGAGUGAGCCACAUAACACAGCGCGAUAGAUUUCAGUGAUGCGCUUUUGCUCCAUUCUUCGUCUUUCAAGGUAGCAACACUAAACAGGAUACAUAUAUUGGGGUUGAUCUUUUAGGCAUUAGAAAUGUUGGGUAGGUCUGUGUUUUCCAGACCUGGAAGCUUCAGGCCAGAGAAUUUGGGUCACAGUGCAUUGGCCAUGAUUGGGAAUGUUUGUUUCUCUGUCUUUGUUGUUGGGGUUUUGGUUUUCACAAUUAUUGCUGCAACUUAUGAACCUGAGGACCCUUUGUUCCACCCUUCAACCAAGAUCACCACAUUCCUCACUUCUGAAUCCAAUGCCACUUUCAAGUCCGAUAACACUGUUGUUAAGACCGGGGAGGAUUUUGUUGCUGCCAACGAGACUGUUUUUGGCUCGAUUAUUAACAUGGAGGAUGUUAAUAACUCGGCUAAUGCUGAAUCCGGGGGCGAGGCUGCUACCGUGGCCUCUGAAUGUGAGACCACUGGCCCUAUUGAUUGUAGGGACCCUGAGGUUUUUCAUAUGUUGAUGAGGGCCACAAUUGAGAAGUUUAAGGAUAUCCAUUUCUACCGGUUCGGGAAAGCGGUUCCUGGCUCUAAUGAUAGUACUUGUGAUAUGGCAUGGCGGUUCAGGCCAAAGGAAGGGAAGGCUGCUGCAUUUUAUAAGGAUUAUAGGAGGUUUGUUAUUCAGAGGGCCGAGAAUUGCUCGCUUAGCAUUGUUAGCAUUGGUGAAUAUCAUAGUGGGUUAAAUGCUAGGAAGAGGAAGAAGAAUCAGAAACCUGGGCUUGAGAAGGCUCCACCAAAGGUGGAUCAGGUGACUGCAUUACCUGUUUUUGGUGAGACUAAUGUUAAUGACAGCCUCCCCGUGGUUGAGUCUGAGAGUUCAUUUAGUCAUGGUAAAUACCUGAUAUAUGUUGGAGGUGGAGAUCGGUGUAAGAGCAUGAAUCAUUACUUAUGGAGUUUCUUGUGUGCUCUUGGGGAAGCUCAGUACCUAAAUCGAACAUUGGUUAUGGAUUUGAGCAUUUGCCUAUCUUCGAUUUACACUUCGUCGAAGAAGGACGAGGAAGGCAAAGAUUUCAGAUUUUACUUUGAUUUUGAGCAUUUAAAGGAGGCAGCAUCUGUGUUGGACAAGGAACAGUUUUGGACAGAUUGGAAUAAGUGGCACGAAAAGGAUGGGAUGGGUCUUCAUCUUGUGGAGGAUUACAAAAUCACACCGAUGAAGCUCAAGGAAGUGAAGGAUUCUUUGAUCAUGAGAAAGUUCGGUGAAGUUGAACCGGAUAACUAUUGGUACAGGGUCUGUGAGGGAGAGACAGAAUCCGUCGUUAAAAGGCCGUGGCAUUUGAUAUGGAAAUCGAAGAGGUUGAUGGAUAUAGUGUCCGCAAUAGCUUCAAGGUUGAACUGGGACUAUGAUGCUGUUCAUAUUGUGAGAGGGGAAAAGGCGAGGAACAAAGAGCUUUGGCCAAAUCUUGAUGCGCAUACCUCCCCGGACGCACUUCUCUCAACCUUGCGGGACAAGAUUGACGAUGGAAGGCACCUUUACAUUGCAACAAAUGAACCCGAUACUUCCUUCUUUGAUCCCCUGAAAGAUAAGUAUACCACUCAUUUUCUUGAUGAAUAUAAGGAUCUUUGGGAUGAAACCAGUGAAUGGAACUCAGAUACGACAAAGCUCAAUAACGGUGUUCCGGUAGAAUUCGAUGGUUACAUGAGAGUCUCCAUUGAUACAGAAGUUUUCUUGAGAGGUAAAAAGCAGAUUGAAACUUUCAACGAUUUGACCAGUGAUUGCAAGGAUGGUAUCAAUACCUGUAAUGUUCAAACAAACUAAAAUAUCUGAGAAACUUGAGAUUCCAAUGUUUUGGUUGAGAUAUACUUGUACUUUUAGUUGCUAUUUGUGUUGAAUUUGAGAGUUUGUAACCACAGUUACUAGUCCCUAGCAAUGAGGAGUAAAAACGUUUUGUAUUGUAAGAGUAGUGUUUACUUUUCUACUUGGAGAUUUUUGAAGUCCUUUUCACCUUCUUUCGUUGACUCUAUAGAUCUAGAUUGAAGUCUUUUUGGUGCCUAAA